CCCCCCCCCCCCCCCAAAAAAAAAAAAAAGUUCCAAAACCAAACACAAAUUUGUAGUUGCUAUUAGGAACCGAAAUCCAAAAUCUAUUUCUUUUUUUUUUGCUUUUUUGUGAUACAAACAAACAAUUAACAAAGAAGGGGACACAAAUUUUGAAGUUAUAAUCGUAUUUCUCAGGGAAGGAAGAAGAAAGUAGAAAGAAAGGAAGGAAGGAAGGAAGAGAAAAGAAGAAUGAGCUUCCAAGAUAUUGAGGCAGGGAGGCCGGAACAAUCCUUUGGCUUCAAAUUCAAUGAGCCUUCUCAGUCUCAGUCUCAGUCUCAGUCUCAGUCUCAGUCUCUAGCUUCUGGGAUUUUCCAAAUCAACACCGCCGUCGCCUCCUUCUAUCGCCUUGUCAAUUCCCUCGGAACCCCCAAAGAUACUCUCCAACUUCGUGAGAGACUACAUAAGACAAGGCAACACAUUGGGCAGUUGGUGAAGGAUACCUCGGCUAAACUUAAGCAAGCUAGUGAAAACGACCAGCAUAGAGAAGUUACUGCUGCUAAGAAGAUUGCGGAUGCUAAGCUUGCAAAAGAUUUCCAGUCCGUUCUUAAAGAAUUUCAGAAGGCUCAGAGACUUGCUGCUGAAAGGGAAACAACAUAUGCUCCUUAUGUUCCCAAAGAAGUUUUGCCAUCCAGUUACUCUGCCCAUGAGCAGGAUGUCAGUUCGUCUAGGAAUUAUGAACAGCAAGCUUUUCUUCCAGAAACCAAAAGACAAGAGGUUUUAUUGUUGGACAAUGAACUCGUAUUCAAUGAAGCCAUUAUUGAAGAAAGGGAACAAGGGAUCCAAGAAAUUCAGCAACAGAUCAGUGAGGUUAAUGAGAUUUUCAAAGAUUUAGCAGUUCUUGUCCAUGGGCAAGGAGCUAUGAUUGAUGAUAUUAGUUCUAACAUUGAGAAUUCCCAUGCUGCAACUACGGAAGCUACUACACAACUUGCUAAGGCAUCCAAGAGCCAAAGAGCUAGUUCAUCUCUGACAUGUUUGCUGUUGGUGAUUUUCGGGAUCAUCCUGCUGAUUGUUAUUAUAAUAGUGGUUGCUUGAGAAAUCUGCCAUCACCGUAUGAGUUUGUAAGUCUAAGGCAGGCAUGGUUUCUAUAGUUCCUUGGGUAGUGUUUAUGGUUUCACUUAAGAGUUCCGUCCCAUCUGCAGCUGGUGAGGUCAACCAGAAUGCAUAGCACUUGCAAGGAUAUUGCUUGCUACUCCCGCUAGCCUCUUUAGUAAAUAUUAUCAAUAAUAAACUGUAAAUUGAAGGUCUAACAUACGGUUUAAGGGACAUACUGCAAAAAGGAAAAAAAGGUUCAUUUGUUAAUAAAUUUGAAAUUCUUCCUA
Molecule: messenger RNA, 1358 nt
Organism: Ziziphus jujuba (common jujube)
Lineage: Eukaryota; Viridiplantae; Streptophyta; Magnoliopsida; Rosales; Rhamnaceae
Product: syntaxin-22
Exons: 7
Coding region: 229-1071 (280 amino acids)
Biological process (GO): vesicle-mediated transport; vesicle fusion; intracellular protein transport
Cellular component (GO): membrane; SNARE complex; endomembrane system
Molecular function (GO): SNARE binding; SNAP receptor activity
Source: RefSeq, a predicted model, not a curated record